Molecule: messenger RNA, 589 nt
Organism: Arachis ipaensis
Lineage: Eukaryota; Viridiplantae; Streptophyta; Magnoliopsida; Fabales; Fabaceae
Source: RefSeq, a predicted model, not a curated record
AGGGAGAGCCGGCGGACAACGGGAACUGAGAUCUGGAAAUGCAACCUCAAGUUCGCUGCAACCUCAGGAUGUAAUAGAUGGUGUGGCCCCAAAAUGCUUCUGUGAAAAAUAUGCCAUCAGUUACAUGUCGAAGACAGACACCAACCCAAAUAGGUUAUUUUUUGGAUGCCCAUUAUUAAAGGUGACAGAAGCACAUUGCAAGUUCUUUCUCUGGGUUGAUGACCACAUUGUUAGGGUCAGAGCGGGGGAGGCUACAAGGGGAUCGGGUGACGGGAAGCAGAGUGAUGUUGGAAAACAUUUGGAAAUGGAUAACUUGAUAGACCAUGUAGAGGAAAGAAUAGCAAAACUAGAGAAGCUGCUGAACAAGAAAAGUAGAGAAGCAGAGUUGAGAAAAAAGGCUAGAGAAGCAGCUGCAAGAGACAUGGAGGCUUCAUUAACAACGUCUAUUGAUUAGCUGCAAACCAGAACCCGAAGCACCUCGAUUAGGUUCAGAAACUUAAGAAUAAUUUCCUUCUUUGCUGAAAAUUGCUACUAGAAUGUAGAGACACAAAUGUUUGAAGCUUUAAAAGCAAAAAUUGUCGAAGACGUC